CCAUCAAAUAAGAAAGAGUAAAGAAGGAGAAACCAAACCAAAAAAAAAAAAUAAACAGACUUUUUGAAACAGAGACAAAAAAAAAAAAGCAAGUGAUGGGAACGGUGGCGAUUGAUUUACUGAAAAAGGAGAUUCCGGUGGAUGAAGAUGAGCCGUUGAUUCUCUCCGGUGAUGUUAACACCGGUCUCGUACUCGUUGAUAUCGUUAAUGGCUUUUGUACUGUUGGCGCUGGCAAUUUGGCUCCAGUGGCACCUGAUAAACAAAUUUCAGCAAUGGUUGAUGAGUCGGUUAAACUGGCAAAAGUUUUCUGUGAGAAGAAAUGGCCUAUUUAUGCUCUUCGUGAUUCUCAUCAUCCUGAUGUGCCUGAGCCACCUCAUCCCCCUCAUUGUAUCACUGGGACAGAUGAAUCUAAGUUGGUUCCUGCUCUGCAGUGGUUGGAAAAUGAACCAAAUGUGACAGUGCGAUGCAAGGAUUGUAUUGAUGGGUUCCUUGGAUCGAUCGAGAAAGAUGGAUCUAAUGUCUUUGUAAAUUGGGUGAAAGAUAAUGCGAUUAAAGCUAUAUUGGUUGUAGGGAUAUGCACGGACAUAUGCGUGCUUGAUUUUGUGUGUUCUACCUUAUCUGCAAGGAACCGUGGAUUUCUCUCCCCUCUGGAAGACGUGAUUGUAUAUUCCCGUGGCUGCGCUUCUUUUGAUCUUCCAGUCGAAAUUGCUAAAAAUAUAAAAGGCGCCUUAUCUCAUCCACAGGAGUUGAUGCAUCACAUAGGCCUUUACAUGGCCAAAGGAAGAGGAGCAAAAGUAGUUUCAGAAAUCUCAUUUGACUCGACGACCAAGGAGAUAUAGCUUUUUAACAAUGAGAUUUGGAUCCAUAUUUCACAUUUCAGAAGGAAACUGCUAUAUAGCUUUUUCUGACUUUACAAAGAGCUUCUUAGCUUGCUUAAUCUAUAUUAAGGUAUAGAAAGAUAAAUGUGUCCAUAGGCAACUUUCCUUGUUCAGUGGGAUGUGCAACUAAGUUCUCUUGUUUCAAAUCUACUAUUAUUUUCGCUAUAUUUUGUAAGAAGCACCUUCAGAAUCAUGAUGGGGAAAUAUUUUCAGUUUAUGUAAUCAACUACCAAGUGAAUAAGAGUACAUCUUGUAAAAUUGGCCUGCAUAUUGGCUAGAUUUACUGUUGCUAUGAA
Molecule: messenger RNA, 1174 nt
Organism: Lycium ferocissimum
Lineage: Eukaryota; Viridiplantae; Streptophyta; Magnoliopsida; Solanales; Solanaceae
Product: nicotinamidase 1
Exons: 5
Coding region: 96-839 (247 amino acids)
Biological process (GO): pyridine nucleotide salvage
Molecular function (GO): nicotinamidase activity
Source: RefSeq, a predicted model, not a curated record